AUGUUUAUUAUUAUUCUUGGUCGAUGGAUUGUACCAAAAGGAAAUAUUUCUCAUAGUGCUUUAUCGCAAUUAUUACUUGUCUAUCUAUCACUUGCUUCGGAUAUUCUUGAUUUAUUAACAUUAUUUAAUGAACGAGAAAUUCAAAUAAGUUCACCAAUGGUCCAUUUAGUCCUCAUUGUUUUUUCUUUAUGUAUGCUUCAAUUUGCACUCAAUUUAACAGCAACUCGUGGUCGAUCAUUUCAUGCUGAAUUUGAUCAAGCAGAAAUUGAAAUACAUCAAUCAGCACCAUCCGAACCACCAACACCAUUAGUUACAAAGCCUUUACCUCGUCAUCGUCAACUUUUAUCAAGAUUUUUAUCACGAUCAACAUCCUCAUCAACAACUCGACCAUUGACACCAAAAAGAAAAAAUCCAACAAUGAGCAUACAAUCACGAACAUCCACUGCUCCUGUUAUCAGUUCAUCAGAUACAACUUUUCAAAAUACAGAAGCAAUUAGAGGAAAUGAAAUGUACUUAAAUACAAAUCAUUUACCUGAUUCACCAACAAGUGUGGAUCGAUUAACAAUCAAUCCUUGUCCAUCAAUAAGUUCGCUUAAUUCAUUACAAUCACCUUUUUCUAAUUCUCCAAGCAUCAAAAGAGUCCCACGUAAAAAACCUAUUGGUGGUAAUGUAAAAUUUUUUGUUCUUAAACGAUCAUCAAAAUUUCUUCGUUCUGAAAUGUGGUCUAUUCUUGUUACAUUAUCAUUACAAGAUGGUCCGUUUUUUGCUGUUCGCCUUAUUGCUAUCAAUGUUUAUCAUGUGCGAUCGUUUUUAACAUAUUUCUUUACAUUUAAAAAUUUUCUUAUUCUAAUUCUUCAAACAUAUCGUAUUGCAGCGAUAUGUUUUGAAAAAGAUGAAUAUGAACAAGAGUUUCAACAAAAAGUUAAUAAAAUGAAGCAUAUGAGUAUGGCUGCAACACAACUUGGUAUACCACUUAAUAGAAAAAUUUAA
Molecule: messenger RNA, 990 nt
Organism: Rotaria sp. Silwood1
Lineage: Eukaryota; Metazoa; Rotifera; Eurotatoria; Philodinida; Philodinidae
Source: the annotation of a GenBank genome assembly